Marmota monax (woodchuck) is the source of this 10255-nucleotide messenger RNA. It is a transcript of the gene Agap1, whose product is annotated as ArfGAP with GTPase domain, ankyrin repeat and PH domain 1. Bases 16 to 3483 code for a protein of 1155 amino acids. Gene Ontology annotation, cellular component: nucleus. Gene Ontology annotation, molecular function: GTP binding; protein binding; GTPase activator activity. The transcript has 20 exons. The record is from RefSeq and is a predicted model, not a curated record. Lineage: Eukaryota; Metazoa; Chordata; Mammalia; Rodentia; Sciuridae.
GCGGCCCCGGGAGACAUGUACCUGCUGGACGGCAGCGGCGAGCACGCGUCGCCGCCCGCGGACGCGAUGCCGCGCGGGACGCCCCCCAGGAAGACUGUCUACCGCAUCUCGGUGACCAUGGUCAGAAAGGAGCAGCUCCCGGAGCCGGGCUCCGGUGGCCCCGGCCCGCGUCUGGCACCGCGACCCCGGCCCGCGCGUUCCCCGGACGCACCCGGGCGGCUCGUGGAAGAGGCCGAGGAGGCUGCGGGCACUGAGGACCUGGAGGGGCUCCAGUCGCGCGCCUGGGACUUCCGUACCUUCCGCACCCGCAGCACUGGGCAGCUGGAGCUCGGGAGGCUCCGGCCAUGCUCAAGCGGCCCCGAGUCUGCGGCCCUGGCGGGCAGUCCCCAGGCCGUGGAGGGGUCCGGCUCUCCAGAGCCCUGCAGCCCCGAUAUGGAGGGGCCCCGGGCCGCGCCCCUGCGGCGUAGUCUCAGCUUCAGGGACUGGAGCGGGUCUGAGGCACCUCGGAGCCCGGCCCUGAGCAGCGGGAGGCGCCACAGCAGCUCCGGAAGCCUCGCAUGGCCGCUGGGCGACGAGGCCGAGGCUGGCCUUGAGGCCGCCCUGGAACCCGCCGCCGCUGCACAGCCAGCCUCGGAGAAACGCAAUACCCUGGAUGUUGGCGAGGUGCUCAGCAAGAACGAUGCGCUCUCCGACCUGGAGCGCUGGGAGCGCAGUAAGAGCAAGAACCGCACGCUGGACAACAGCGACCUGCAGCGGCUGGAGCGCGCGCGGGCCGCGGCUGCGGGGCCCGGAGCAGCCUCUGAGCACCGACUACUGCGUUUCUUCAGUGGCAUCUUCGCGCGUCGAGACGGCGGCCCUGGCAGCGGGCCCUCCCCUCGAAGCGGUGCCUCGCGAUCGCGUGGCUACUUCAGCAGCCUGCGGCGAGCCCCAGCGGAUGCACACUCUUCCAGUGCAGAGAGCAUCGAUGGCUCCCCGCGUAGAGAUGCCUUCGUGAACAGCCAGGAGUGGACGUUGAGUCGAUCGGUGCCAGAGCUCAAAGUGGGAAUCGUGGGGAACUUGGCCAGCGGCAAGUCCGCCCUCGUGCACCGGUACCUGACCGGCACAUACGUCCAGGAGGAGUCUCCGGAAGAUAUGGAUGCAGGUGGCAGGUUCAAGAAAGAGAUUGUCGUUGAUGGACAAAGCUAUCUGCUGCUGAUUAGAGAUGAAGGGGGCCCCCCAGAGGCGCAGUUCGCUAUGUGGGUGGACGCUGUCAUAUUUGUCUUCAGCCUGGAGGACGAGAUCAGUUUCCAGACCGUGUACCACUACUACAGCCGGAUGGCCAACUACCGCAACACCAGCGAGGUGCCGCUCGUGCUGGUGGGGACCCAGGAUGCCAUAAGUUCCACGAACCCGCGGGUCAUCGAUGACGCCAGAGCGCGGAAGCUCUCCAACGACCUCAAGAGGUGCACAUACUACGAGACGUGUGCCACCUACGGGCUCAACGUGGAGCGGGUCUUUCAGGACGUUGCCCAGAAGAUUGUUGCCACAAGGAAGAAGCAGCAGCUGUCCAUCGGCCCCUGCAAGUCCCUGCCCAACUCUCCCAGCCACUCCUCCGUCUGUUCUGCACAGGUGUCUGCCGUGCACAUCAGCCAGACAAGUAAUGGCGGCGGGAGCCUAAGUGACUACUCCUCCUCUGUCCCAUCGACCCCAAGCACCAGCCAGAAGGAGCUGCGGAUUGAUGUGCCUCCCACUGCCAACACCCCCACGCCUGUGCGGAAGCAGUCCAAGCGCCGGUCCAACCUCUUCACCUCUCGGAAAGGGAGCGACCCAGACAAAGAGAAGAAAGGCUUGGAGAGCCGCGCCGACAGCAUCGGGAGCGGCCGAGCCAUCCCAAUUAAACAGGGCAUGCUCUUAAAGCGAAGUGGCAAGUCACUGAACAAGGAGUGGAAGAAGAAAUACGUCACCCUGUGUGACAACGGCGUGCUGACCUAUCAUCCAAGUCUGCAUGAUUACAUGCAGAAUGUUCACGGUAAAGAGAUUGACCUUCUGAGAACCACUGUGAAAGUCCCAGGGAAGAGGCCACCCCGAGCCACGUCGGCCUGUGCGCCCAUCUCCAGCCCCAAAACCAAUGGCCUGUCCAAGGACAUGAGCAGUUUGCACAUCUCACCAAAUUCAGGGAAUGUCACUAGUGCGUCUGGGUCUCAGAUGGCAAGCGGCGUCAGCCUGGUCUCCUUCAACAGCCGACCCGACGGCAUGCACCAGCGCUCCUACUCAGUCUCCAGUGCCGACCAGUGGAGUGAGGCUACGGUCAUUGCAAACUCGGCCAUCAGCAGUGACACAGGACUGGGUGACUCCGUGUGCUCCAGCCCCAGUAUCUCCAGCUCCACCAGCCCCAAGCUCGACCCGCCCCCCUCCCCCCACGCCAACAGAAAGAAGCACCGAAGGAAGAAAAGUACCAGCAACUUCAAAGCCGAUGGGCUCUCUGGCACUGCUGAAGCCAAACGCAAAGCGUGGAAACUAAACCGUGUUGGUAGCCUGCGAAAUAUAUACAGCAGCAGCAGCGCCAACACCGAAGAACAAGAAGAAAACUUUGAGUUUAUCAUUGUGUCCCUCACUGGCCAGACCUGGCACUUUGAAGCCACCACAUAUGAAGAACGAGAUGCGUGGGUCCAAGCCAUCGAGAGCCAGAUCCUAGCCAGCCUACAGUCCUGCGAGAGCAGCAAGAAUAAGUCCCGACUGACCAGCCAGAGUGAGGCCAUGGCCCUGCAGUCCAUCCGAAACAUCCGCGGGAACUCCCACUGCGUGGACUGCGACACCCAGAAUCCCAACUGGGCCAGUCUGAACUUGGGAGCCCUCAUGUGCAUCGAGUGCUCUGGCAUCCACCGCAAUCUGGGCACCCACCUCUCCCGGGUCCGGUCUCUGGACCUCGACGACUGGCCCAUUGAGCUCAUCAAGGUGAUGUCGUCCAUCGGGAACGAGCUGGCCAACAGCGUCUGGGAAGAGAGCAGCCAGGGGCGGACGAAGCCCUCCUUGGACUCCACGAGGGAGGAGAAGGAACGGUGGAUCCGGGCCAAAUAUGAGCAGAAACUCUUCCUGGCCCCACUGCCCUGUACUGAGCUGCCCCUGGGCCAGCACCUGCUGCGAGCCACCGCAGAUGAGGACCUGAGGACAGUCAUCCUGCUGCUGGCCCACGGCUCCCGGGAGGAGGUGAACGAGACCUGCGGGGAGGGAGACGGCCGCACGGCGCUGCACCUGGCCUGCCGCAAGGGCAACGUGGUGCUGGCACAGCUGCUCAUCUGGUACGGGGUGGACGUCAUGGCCCGCGACGCCCACGGGAACACGGCGCUGGCCUACGCCCGGCAGGCCUCCAGCCAGGAGUGCACCGAGGUGCUGCUGCAGUACGGCUGCCCCGACGAGCGCUUCGUGCUCAUGGCCACCCCCAACCUGUCGCGGAAGAACAAUAACCGGAACAACAGCGGCGGGAGGGUGCCCAGCAUCAUCUGAGAGCGGCGCCCCUGCCCACCACGCCGGGGACCCCGCCUCGCCGUCCACUCUCGGAAGUCACAGCUCGUGAGUCCUGUCACGUCCCCCUCCCUCUUCCUGGUGGCCACCUCCCGCCCAACCACCCACUCACCCCCAGAAACCUCCCAACCCGGACAUCCUCGAGGGUGGAAGAAGAGGCCAGGAGGCUGCAGAGGCGGUUCCUUUCGACGGACUCCCGACGCAGCACGGGGGAGACCACGCCCCGGGUCCUUGACGAUAGCACACGGCGUGGGACCCCUGCCCCGGUGGCCCCUGGACAGAGCAGGGCACGAGGGACGAGGGCCAGGAGCGGGUGGGAGGUGAGGAGCGAGGAGCAGGGGCACCUCCCCUACUGGCAGUUAAGCACAUGAGUCCAUUUCACCUCCACCCAACGGAGCGCCCGGAUCUCAUCUCUUCUCCGAGGAGCUUGACGGCAUAAAUCAGGAGCCAGCCCAGAGUUUGUCAGGUCUGAAGCCCCUAUGAUGGUAUGUGUCAAAUCAGUUGUAGCUAAUCUGUCCAGGGAGAAUACUGGCUUCAUUACGCUUGUAUAGUUGAGUUCUUCCAGCAUUACCGCUGUUUAAUAGGACAUGAUUACUCAUCACUGAGGAGAGAGCACAUUAGCCGAGGAGGUAGUCACGGGCACGCUCCGGUGAUUGCCGCGAUGUGAUUGCAAUACUCUGAGAAGCAUCGUAUUAUCCCAGGCAUGUUCUUUCGAGCCCUCGGAGCCCUCCUUUCUAAAUUCACUGUCAUAAUUUAGUAUCUGUUUAAUUUUUCAGUCCAAAGAGAGGAAAUCAGUUGCUGAGUAUUAUUUGACUGCAGUCUCCUUGGUGCAAAAACAAAAUGGAAAAAAUAAAUAAGAAUAACUUGGAAAUUCAAAGGGAAACGGUGAAUCUAGCUGACAGCAGCUUCUUGAGUGCAUUUGGUAAACUAAGUAAAUACAUAAAAGGCUAUUUUUUUUUUUCUUUCCUGAAAGUGAGAGAGAUUUUCUGUCCUUUGGCCAAGGUGGAUGUGCCGGGCCUCAGUCACUCCCAGGCCGCACGGCCUGCCUUACCCAGGCUUCUGUCCUAGGUCCUUAGGUAAGAUGUGUGAAAAUCUAUUUGAAUAAAAGAAGUUCAUAAAUAUGCAUUGAUUUUUGUACAGACAAAUGGCACCUCUGUUAAUUUAUAAAUUGAACUGGAUGUGAACUAAUAAUGUGCAACUAGUUGAGAUAAGAGGGUUACAGAUCAUUGUACAUGGAAAAUAUUCCCAGCAGUAAACACUUCCAUUAAUGUGAUAUACAGCCUUUAAAAAGGAACAGAUCAAAAUAAGAUGGUGGUACAAUUUGCUUAUUAAAAUCGAGAAAGGGAAGAAAAAAGACACUGGAUCGUCUCGUAUUAGGAAGGGGGUGAAGGAGCAUGACUUCUUCUUUGAAGGUGUGUUGUAGAUCUGAGACCACUCUUGCCUACCCAGAACAAAGAGCUCUGGCAGGACAGAGGGAUUUUCUGAACCCCAGACCCUGCUCUGUGUCAAAGGCGCCUGGGGAGCAGCUGCCCAUGGUGCCAGCCCCACCUGGGUCCAGAGAACCCCGGGCAGCAUGGCACCAGGCCCUCCCCACUUUACUAGUUUGCCAUCAUGGGGUCAUCUGGGGCUUCAGACUCAGGUCCCCUUCAACGCGGUGGUCAAGGGCAGAAAAGCAAACCACGAUGCACCUUACAUUACGAAAGGGGCAGCUUUACCCAGAGCCCUGUGGCCACGUGGCCCGGAAGGAGGUCGUCACAUGGAAACACGGGGCGCUGGGCUGACGUAGCACAGGAACAUGAACCCUCUUGGCUCAGCAGCCACUGGAGAAGUCCCUUGCUCUCAUAUAUUAAACCUUAUAUUUUGUAAGAGUUUUUCCUCUUCUUUCACUUUUUAAAAAAAAAAAUUAAAGUAGGUGGGGGAAAAUAAAGCUUUACACAGAAUUUAUAUGUGGGUAAGUGUUUCACGGAGAUUUCUAAUGUUAAUUAAGCUCAGAGGAACUGACCGGUAUCCAGAACUAUCACAGGUGCAGCAAGCCACAGUUCCGAGAACCUCGACCGUGGUUCUAUAAUCCCUCCAUUUGGCUUCUAAUUCUGUGUUUCAUCACUGUGUAGUUAUUUUAAAUGUGAAUAGAGAAAAAAAUGUCAUUGCCUAUUUUUGAAGAAUACAUUAUUAGCAUCCAGUCCCGCUAUACACAUUUGCCUCUAUACACCGUAGACCUUCUGUAGAGAACACAGAUAGAAUAUAAAUGAAAUUCUUAAAUUAUUUCAUUGUAGUUAAUUCCCACUCUAGGAAUGCUUUAUCAUAGUGGAGCCUUCUUUUGAAAAGAAACGGAAUUCCCUGUAAGGCUUCUCUUGGGAUGUAUAUGAGUGUGUACAUACUAUAUGUGUUUAAUAAUAUAAUAUUUUCCCAAAUGACUUCUUGUCUCACUUCACCUUCCACAGCCUGAGUGCUGGACCCAUUCCCUCCCACCCUCCUGCCCCUCCCUGCCAUUUGUGGCCACGUUGCCCUGGCCCAAGGCUGCCCACUUUCUGGAUCCCACAUUUUGGCAACAGAUGGAAAAGGAGCAGUGGGGUUUUGAGGAUUUCCUGUCAAAUAAAGGGGAGUGGUGGCUAAUGUGUUGACGUGCCUGUGUCAGGUUCUGGUCCUUUCUUGGCCGACAGUGUUCCUGCUCCCAUUUGAAAGCUUACUAACGCUGGGUCUGGACGAAGCAGGGGCCAGGAGCCAGUGUUAGAAAUGAACAGUAUGGAAAGGGGGUUGGAACUUCCUGUCUACCAUUCCACCCUCUAAAGAGAGGGUGACAUGAGUAGCCACCACUGCAGAGUCCACAUGACCUUUCUGUUCGAGUAGAAACUCCCGAGGUGAGAGCCAGCUGGGGGUGCCCAGGAGCAGCCCAUGGCGUGGGGAUCUGGACAGCACCUGGGCAGUGCUGCAGCUUGGCUUUGCGGUCACUGACCUGUGAAGUGUGAGGCACAGACCUGGCAGGGUUUCUUCAGCAGCCAGGGGUCCCUGCAGGGGAAGGGGCUACGAUUCUGACCAGGAUGAACAGACCUCAGGUGCUGGGGGGAGAGGAGAGGAGGGCACCCCAGUAACGGCCCCAGGAGAUGAGCAGCUCAAGAGGGAGGAAGAGAUUCAUGAGUCUUUGCUCUCUAAACUGGUGCACGUCCUAUCUCCUAGUAAGGACACGCAGUGUUCACGUAGCCCGGAAAGGUAGAAGAGAGUGAGCUCUUUUUUCCAGGGCUGGGGGUGGAAUCCAAGACCAUGCACAUGGUGCACCCACUGAGCUACACCCCCAGCUAGAGUCACUCUUGCCUGUAGUGCCUACCUGAGCACAUUCUCUGCAGGCCAGUCUGGCCUAACGGCCUCUUGCAGCUCAAGUACAGGUCCACGCACGAGAGCUCCCUUUGCCACGAUUUCUCCCAGCCUGAUGAGGUCGAUUAGAGGCGUCCUCUGCCUUGCGGUGUGGACACCAGGCUUGCCACCCUGUGACAUCUACACCAAGCUGUAACUUCAUUGGAAGAAUGUGGUCUGCUGAGAAAGAGCUUUGGUCGACAGACGAGUCGCCCUGGCCCUGCCUUCUCCCCAGAGGAUGCAGGCAGCCUUAGGCAGCCACCAGCCCUCGGGCUCGACCCUCACCUGUGGACCUGGCAGGGUGCAGAGAGGUUUCCACCUAGCCUGGGGGACGCCAGCUCACACCUGGCAGGGAUGAAGCCCAGGGAUCGGGAGCGUUUGUUAGGAACAGAAAUGAAGUCAGCACACACCUGGACACCCAGCCCCAGCUGGCACUGUGUCCUCACACCCCUUGUCCUGGGAGGUGGCAGUGGCGCAGGAGAGAGGAACUGGGCCUGCGUGCAGGGGACAGUGCACUCAGCCCCCACUUGUCAGAACGUUGCUCAUUUUCUUGGUGGUCAUCUCCAGAGGAGGGGGCCGAGCCUUGCCCCAUGCCAUUACUUAUGCUGCCCCAGGUCAAGGCCACCCUUCUCCCUCCUGUGCCCUUCUGGUGGCAUUGGCUGGUCCCCACCUUGGUGCCCUUUUCUUCUCCUCAAGGAUCAGUGCUUCCUGGAGGCACCUUGCGCUGGCUGAGCGUGGCCUUAGGCUCUGCCACCCUGUCCCCACCAGGCAAGCUUGUGAGAUGGAUUGGAGGGCAAGUGUCCAGCUCACUGAGGCACCCACCUUCCCCGCCAAGGCCCAGGCCAACAUGGUGUCUGAAUUUGGUGAAAGGGGACCUGCGCAGCCCCCUGCCUGAGCUGUGUCCUAGGUGCCAGGGCCCUUACUCUUCCUCCCGGCAUUUAGAGUGUUCUGGGAAGAAACCGGAGCGGGCAGUCUGCACCCCUGCCUGGGCGAGUCCAUCCUGGCCUCAGUGGGGCUUCUCCCCAGCAGAGGUGUGACAGGCCGAUCCCUGGCCUCCUCCUGGCUUCCCCACCCAUCUGCUCUGCUCUCAUCCCUCUCCCUGACAAGGUCACUGAGACUCUUCUAGAACUCCCCUGAGUUGUAUUUAUGGCCUCCAAGCAAACAGAUUGAAAAGCAGUCAGGAAGGAAUUCGAAUAGAAAUGUGCUGGAGACGCGUCUUUCCUUCAAAGGGAACAGGAUUUAUCUCCAGCGGCCUCCUGGGACUCGGGUUGCUCACGUCCUGAAGUACAUCUGAGGGGAUUGCCACCCCUCCUCCCUCACCAGGAAGCUAAGCCAGGGCCCAGGCCUCAGGCAUCCUUCAAGCCCACCCCUCGGGUCCCUGAGCAGCCCACCAGGCCUGGCCUGUUGCCCAGGUGUGGUGCUGGCAGACGGCAGGGCAGGGGACUCCUGGACCCUGCUGCACCUCUGAUUGGCACUCUCUUCUGCUUGCGCCCUGCCUGGUGGGUCCUCGCCACUCAAGCAUCUAAAUUAGGUUGUUUUCAGCCCAAAUGUUAAAACUCCUUCCAGUUCUGCAGAGGAGGGAGGGGCCCAGCACCUUGGGGUAGAUGAGCUGCCAAGCAGCAGCCCUCAGACUCUCCAUCACUGCCAGGAGGUAACCCUGGACCCGAGACGUCCCUGACUGGAGAAACCAGGCAUCAGGGCCCAUGUCCUACCUCAUGGGGGAAAGAUGACAUUUAACAACUUAGACCUUAGUGUUUCAAACCAGAAGUACUCCUCCCCUUAGGAAAGCAACCCUGCCCCAAAUUUUUAAAAAAUAUUAACAGAUUCCCUACGUACAUUGUAAAUCUGCUGCUGUUUAAACGUGGGUCUGCAUCCUGUGUCGGGGUUGACAUUAGAGGUUAUUAUUCUCCAUGGAUUAUUCUGGAAAGGGAUUCUGUGAAACAAGUCUUUAUCUGAAGGGUUUUUAAGCUGGUUUAGGAGCAUUGGUGUCUCAGUGCAGUGACCUCCCACCUGCAACAGCACAGCAGGGGGACCUUGGGAAGCCUGCCCUCCCGUGUUCCAUCACCAGGUAUUUUUUGGUUUGGGGUUUGCCCCUGUCUGGGGGCCUCCUCCCACCCAGUGCCUGGGCCUAGGGGUGGGCACCCAGCACUCAGCUGCUGCAGGUCCACAGCAGGCGCCUCCCCACAUGAGAGCCCGGCUGGCUCAGGGCUGUUUGUCUGGGGGCCUGUUUGUGGGGUGCAGGUGGAAGAAGGACCAAGAGGUGGGAGACACAACGGGGAGAGCAGAGCCCUGAACACACCAGCAGCUGGCAGCAGCACCCGGGGCCCAUUAUACCCCGUCACCCAGUGUCGGGUGGCACCCGCACUAGCCCUGAAAGCAGCUGCUAGAGUCAACUGUAGAUCUCUUAGAAGACCUGUGCCCACCCAGGGCGCCCACUCAGAGUGGGCUCCAGGAAGCAGCCCCGGGCCUUCCCCCCACUGUGUAGUACCAGCUCAUGGAGGCCUUGGCAGGCCUCGUGCAGAGACACUGCCUGCUGCCCGCAGCCGAGGAGCCAGUGAAAAUGUCUGUGCCGCAUGCCAGGUCACCAGGGUCGGGAGCAGAGGGGACCAAGGGGCCGAGAGUGGGGGCCGGCCCAGGUAGCCAGCACUCAUGCCCUGCCCACCUCCCCCAGGGCCGCUGCGGCGUUCUCUCCAGGACCCUCAGGGGCACACGGGGAGCUGGAGCAGGUCCGGGCUGCCCCAGAUGGCCAGGAGGUGAUGUAGAAACUGCUCCAUAGUGUUGGCGGAAUGACCUUAAUGUGCGGAAGAGUCCCAAAGCACUGCCCCCUCGGCCAGGCCUGCCGAGGGGAGAGCCAAAGGCGGCCACAGCCGCCCCCGUGGACGGCCCCUCUGUCCCAGCGGCCUGCCUUGGUCCUCGUCUUGCGUGGGAGCCUGUUUCUGAAAGGGGGCUGGAACAGAUCAGAGGUGACACAGAGGCACAUUAUCUGGGGUGGACAGGGAAGGCCGCACCUUGGCCCACCUUGCAGCACGUUGCUGUCUCUGUAAAUAGCCAUGUACAGAAGAUGGAAGGGCAGCCGGGUCCACCCAGAGACAGGGGUCAUUUGGGCCGUUUUUAUAUUACCUCAUUCGGCAACCCCAUGUUUCACGAUGGCUCAAUGACGCUUUAUUUAUGUUGUUUGUACUGUAAUUAAAACCAUGGACAGACAGUUCACUCUGCUUGUUAUUUCAUAUGACCUCGUUUGGAUUAAAUAUGCCAGUUUGUAUUUUCCUGCCUUGGGAUAUUUUUUUGUGUGUGUCAGCUGUACAGUAUUCUAAGGGGAAAAGAAAUAGAAAGCUGUGUAAAGUCGCGGAGAGAGGUGGCUAUAGCGUAGAGGCCUCUUUCUAAUAAAGAAAUGAAAAUACAUCUA